Molecule: messenger RNA, 10678 nt
Organism: Xiphophorus maculatus (southern platyfish)
Lineage: Eukaryota; Metazoa; Chordata; Actinopteri; Cyprinodontiformes; Poeciliidae
Gene: otog
Product: otogelin
Exons: 53
Coding region: 1-9285 (3094 amino acids)
Biological process (GO): L-arabinose metabolic process
Cellular component (GO): extracellular matrix
Molecular function (GO): alpha-L-arabinofuranosidase activity; protein binding
Source: RefSeq, a predicted model, not a curated record
AUGUCGAAUAAUCAAACUCUGGUGAAGUUGGUGAACUCAGACCAGUCACUGAAUGUGUCUUUACUGCUAAACCAACUGGCAACUGGUUCAACAACGGCAGGAAACCCAAUCAGCGGCGCCUUUUCACCAGAUGAUCGGCCGGUUAAUAUCUCGCAGCUCACCAGGCAGGCAAAGGAGACCCUAAAGUCUUCGAAACGCAGAAUACCAGGGGAGCCAUGUGAGUAUCCCUGCCUUAAUGGAGGACAGUGCUAUUUGUCGGAGUCAUGUGACUGCAGCUUGUUUCAGGCCACUGGACACAGAUGUCAGACAGUUCCAAAUCUCGGGUUUGAGAGGGAGAUGACCUGCAGGACGUGGGGUCAGUACAACUUUGAGACCUUUGACGGUCUCUACUUCCACUUCCCUGGCCGAUGCACGUACACGUUGCUGCGGGACUGUGAGGAAACCACCCAGGCCAGCGUUGUUGUCCAGGUCCACAAUGACCCAAACUGCGGCUCGGCUCCCUACGUCUGUCAACGGUCCGUUAGCCUCUUCCUGCCGUGGGAUGGCGAGAUACGACUCCACGCCACCAGCGUUACCUUUAAAGGUCAAAGUCUGCAGCUUCCUCAUCACAUCCAUGAGCUGCAGCUGGAGCAGAUUUCCCAGUAUGUGCUGGUGACGCAGCAGCAGGGCUUCACGCUGGCCUGGGAGGGGCGGAGCGGAUCGGUCUACAUUAAACUCAGCCCGGAGUUCGUGGGCCGAACCUGCGGCCUGUGCGGAAACUUCAACGCAGACAUUCAGGACGACCUUAAGACGAGCUACGGUGUGCUGACUCCAGAUGUAGAGAUGUUUGGGAACAGCUGGAUGGAGAUGGAGCCCCACCAGGACCGAUGCCCCCAUGUUCCCUCUGCAUUCCUGUCGCCCUGCACUGGUGUUGAUACUCAAAUCCUUCUGAAAGUGGAGGAAGUGUGUGCGGCGCUGCUGGACCCGCCUUUCCAGAGCUGCCAUGACUUUGUGAGUCCGCUGUCCUACAUGGCCAGCUGCUCCAACGACCUCUGCAUGUCGGGUCCCAGUGGCGAUGUGGUAUGCCAGGUGUUCAGCGAAUACGCUCGAGCCUGCGCCCAUGCUGACCACCCAUUGCACAACUGGAGGCAGCGCAUUCCUCAGUGUGUGAAGCAGUGUCCUCUGGGGCUGCAGUACAGGGAAUGCAUCAGCUGCUGCCCAGAGACAUGCAACCUGGAGCGGACAUGCAUAGACAGCAAGCUGGCCUGCUUAGAUGGAUGCUACUGUCCUGAAGGUCUGAUUUAUGAGGAAGGGAGUUGUGUGGCCCCGGCUGACUGUCCCUGUGAAUACCACGGCAUGUUUUAUCCCUCUGGACAAACUCUGCAGGAAGAAUGCAACAACUGCACAUGUGUGGGUGGAGUGUGGAACUGCACCGACCACACUUGCCCAGGGGAAUGCUCGGUUACAGGCGAUAUGUACUUCCAGUCAUUUGACGGGAGGAUCUUCACCUUCCCUGCGACAUGUCACUACGUCCUCGCCAAAAGUCGCAACUCAGGGAAAUUCGCCGUCACCAUCCAGAACGCCCCCUGCGGAGCCAAUCUAGACGGGUCCUGCAUCCAAUCAGUUAACCUGAUCAUUGACGAGGAUCCGAGGACCGAGAUCACACUGAGUCACGUCGGCGAGGUCUUCAUGGCCGGCCAGUACCGCGUCUCGCUGCCCUAUUCUGACGAUGUCUUCCACAUCCAGGAGCUGUCGUCCAUGUUCCUCCAGGUGAGGACGGCGUUCGGCCUGCAUCUGCAGUACAGCUGGACGGAGUUUCGUCUCUACCUGCAGGCCGACGAGGCGUGGAAAGACGACACGGUGGGGCUGUGUGGCACCUUCAACGGCAACACUCAAGACGACUUCCUAUCUCCAUCAGGAAUGAUCGAGAGCACCCCUCUCCUGUUUGGAAAUGCCUGGAAGGUGUCGUCGGCCUGUUCCCUCAGCCUGAGCACGCCUCCGCUCGACCCCUGUGACACCCACCAACAGGCCGUGACCUACGCCUCGGAGACGUGUGACAUCCUGAACCAGGAUCUGUUCGCCGCCUGUCACGAGUACCUCAGCCCAACGCCGUUCCACCUGCAGUGCCGCGCAGACACCUGCAGGUGUGGCACGCCCUGCCUCUGCUCCGCCCUGGCCCACUAUGCUCGGCACUGCCGCAGGUUCUCCAUCAUCGUCGACUUCCGAGCGCACGUAUCGGACUGUGCUGUCACCUGUCCUGCCACCAUGCAGUAUGGCACCUGUGUGUCGGCCUGCCAGCGGCGCUGCUCCUCCCUGUCCGUCCCGCAACACUGUGGGGGCCACUGCGAGGAGGGCUGCGUCUGCCCCCAGGGCUCCUUCUACAACCACCGAACACACACCUGUGUGCACAGGUCCGAGUGUCCCUGCAGUUUCCUCGGAGCCGACUACGAACCCGGAGACGUGAUCUUGACAUCAGCAGGUGUUCAAAUGUGUCUUAAUGGUAAACUGGUUCCCCAGACUGGAGAAACUGACAGGCUUUGCCCGCUGGGUCAGCUCCACCUGAACUGCUCAGAUGGGGAGAACAGCCAAUCAGCAGGAAGGGGCGUGGCCUGUGAGCGCACCUGUGAGUCCUACCUGCUCAACAUCACCUGCUCUGCGCAUGAGCCCUGCAUCUCUGGCUGUGCCUGUCCGCCUGGGUUACUGAAACAUGGGGAUGAGUGCUUUGAGCCUGAUGCCUGCCCCUGUUUGUGGAAAGGGAAAGAAUAUUUCCCUGGUGACCGAGUUUCCUCCCCCUGCUACCAGUGUGUUUGCCAACACGGGAUGUUCCAGUGUGUGUUUCGUCCAUGUCCCUCCAUGUGCACGACUUACGGUGAUCGCCACUACAGGACGUUCGACGGACUGCUGUUUGACUACGUCGGGGCCUGCAAGGUUUAUCUUGUUAAGAGCAGCGCUGAUGUGAUGCUGAGCGUUUUGGUGGAGAACGUCGACUGCUUUGACAGUGGAGUCAUCUGCAGGAAAUCCCUUCUGAUCAACAUCCGCGGAUCCUUCAUAUCUUUUGAUGACGACUCUGGAAAACCAAAUCCGUCUAGUGUGAUCGACAGGAAGCAGCAGAUGUUCAUCUGGCCAGCUGGAUAUUUCACAAUAAUUCACUUCCCAGAAGAAGACGUGACGGUGCUGUGGGACCGCAAGACGACGGUUCACGUCCAGGUUGGACCCCGCUGGCAGGGGAAACUCAGCGGCCUGUGUGGGAACUUUGACCUAAAGACGGUCAACGAAAUGCAGACGCCUGACAACAUCGACUCGCCGACGCCGCAGGAGUUUGGAAACAGCUGGACGGCCAUGGAGUGUGUGAACAGUCCAGACAUCAGACAUCCUUGCAGCCUCAGUCCUCUCAGAGAGCCGUUUGCAAAGCGUCGGUGCGCCGUCCUGCUCAGUGAAGUCUUCCAGACCUGCCACCCGGUGGUGGAUGUCACCUGGUUCUACACGAACUGCCUCGCUGACACAUGCGCCUGCAGCCGCGGAGGCGACUGCGAGUGUUUCUGCACCAGCGUGGCGGCGUACGCAGGGCGCUGCUGCCAUGAGGGCGUUUCUGUCGACUGGCGCUCGCCCUCUCUCUGCCCAUAUGACUGUGAAUUCUACAACAAAGUUCUGGGUAAAGGUCCGUUCAGGCUCUUGACCUUCUGGGAUCAGACGUCUCUGUUGGCAGCCAGCCGGUCCAGCGGCUUCGUGUUCCUGCAGCGGGUCAACACCAGCGUCGGCGCCGCUCCUGGGAUCCUCUCAGAGUUUAUGAUGACGCCGGGCCUCAGCAGAGCUCGACCACACGAUUCAUCGCGGGUUUCCUUUGAAGCCGCCGACAGACCGAACUACUUCCUGCACGCCACUGCCAGCGGCCAGGUGAGGCUGGCCAAGUGGGAGGGAAGCGAUGCAUUCUGGGACGGAGCCACCUUCGUCCUCCACAGGAACACCUGGAUCUCGGGCUACAACUCGCUGGAGUCGCACGCCAAGCCCGGCUUCUUCCUGCACGCUACGCCGCCGCGCCUCCACCUGCUCAAGUUCAGACACAGCUACGGUUUCCGCAAGGCGUCGCUGUUCAGAUUGACGGGCCCCAAACCAGACAGCCCUCCGGGUCCUCGCUGCCAGUGGAGGUACGACUCCUGCACCAGCCCCUGCUUCAGGACCUGCAGCGACCCGUCCGCCGAGUCCUGCGUCACCAUCCCACAAGUAGAGGGCUGCCUUCCUGUCUGCCCCCCAAAUAUGGUCCUGGAUGAAAUCACCCGUCGAUGCGUUCAUGUUGAAGACUGUAUUCGGCUCCCAGAUUCAUUGGCGCCUCCGUCUCCGUCCACAGCAGCUGAACAUUAUGAAGUCACCACAUCGUCCACACCUCCACACACACACCACGCAGUGAAAAUUCCCACCAGCGCUGUUUCUAGCGCUACUUCUGGGAGCAAAUACACCACCUCAUCCAAAGCACCACCUGCCCCUGAUGAGCCGGCCCGCCCGGAAGCCGGAGUUACAUCUGCAACUCCUGAGCCGUCCAGAACUCUGUCUGGGUCAACAGUGCCCUCUGCUGUCAGGCCAGAGGAAGUGGAGGCAACGUCCACAGUCAGAGUAACUGAAACUCCUGCUACAACUUCAUCAGCUGCAACAAGAUGGAUGACCAGGCUGAGCUCAUUCAGCCCCACCACGUCCAGAACAACCACAGGUCAUUUUGACUCCUCCUCCACUAAACCUAUCGACUCCCAGUACUCCCCACUCACCACCACUACGUCUGCUGGGAGGCCAACCACAAUCACAACGUCUACGGUUGGUCAUCCACAUAAAGACGCAUCCGAAAGCAUGAGUUCAGCAGUUAGUCAAACAACUUUGAGUUCAGUUUCUCCCCAAGUCUCAGAAACAUCUGCAGAAACAUCUGCAGUAAGAGGCAGAACCACUGUCUCCAGUACAGCGACUACCUCUUCUACAAAAGCUGCACCGGUAGAGGGAAUGACAACAGCACCAUUUAUCCUGCCAGAACUACCAACCACAAGCUCUACAACAGCUUCUCCUGUUCCCACCUCGCCUACUAAAGAAGCACAAACUGGAUAUUCGUCAACAGCAACAACAGAACCGUUCCAACCAGUUAGCUCUUUCACUCCCAGUAAGACACAAACUGGAACCACAGAAAGGACUUUGCACAUCAUUCCAACUGAUCGUACAACUUCUUCGACUGUUUCUGUGUCAUCUACAACAACCGUCUACCAUGUUAAACCCUCUACAACUCCACUGUCUGCCUUCACUUCAGCUACUACAAGGUGGCAAACAUCAACCGUAAAGAAAGUCACAGUCCCAGAAUCUCCUGCAUCUAAAAUCGCUACAGUCUUCACAACAACAGCUUCACCCAGACCUGCUAAGAUGACAGGCAGCACCGCUCCUUCUUGGUACAUGUCAGCUGCCUAUUCGGAUAGGACUUCCUGGUCCGCUGCUGCUCCAAUAACGGGGAAAACCACUUCCAGCAAACUAACUUCAAGACCCCUUGUUGUCCCAGAAACAUCCACAAUGUCCACAGAUGUUCAUUUCACCACAAAACCUUCAACAGGAAUUACUACUUUGCAACAAUCCCCAACCACACAGAGCACCACCCAUCCUCUGUAUACUGAGCGAACCUCUGAGCCUCGGUAUCCCCCUCACUGGGAGGUCACCUCCACUUCCACUACCACCUACCGGCCGCCAAUGGAGACAACACCUGGGCUGCCCUCUGAAUCUCCCACUAUGUCUGCUAAAUCUGCUGAAGUUCCUCUUCUUCCAGUAACAUCUAGGACAACAUCUACCUCUGCAGCAACUACCACCACCACAGAAACAUUGGCUCCAGAAAGUGGAGCCACAACCACCAGGAAGCUGAUAACUCCACCUGUCGCCUCCUUCACCACCACCACUAGAGGACCUAGACCCUCCAGUCUUCACACCACUCUUAAGUUAAUUACAGAGACUUCCCAACCAGUUACGACCAGAGUGUCAACUACAACUACAAGCAUGUCUUCUCCGUCCUUGCAUUUGCUCCACACAACAAGCUCUACAACAGCUCCAGAGGUAUCUACGGUCCUGGAGAAGGUCACGACCCGACUGGUGUCCUCUUCAAGAGCUACACCUACCGCUGUGAGGACAUCCACCCUUUCAGCAACACCCAGACUUCCUGUAACAUCUAGAGUUACUUCCAGAGCCACAUCGUCCGCAGUUAGGCCGAUCACCGCAAGGGUCACUGUUGCAACAAGACCUUCAGCUACCACUACCAGAUCAACUGUGGUUGGUUCACCGGCUACUACAUCUCCAACCAUUGCAACAACAGCAAGCAGGGUUGAUCAUGUUGCCACAUCGGCAGCAAUUUCCCGUUUGACUACAACAACAGCUCCAGUAGCGGUCUCUUCACCAUUAUCUACAGCCGCCUUCACCAGAGAGUCAACCUCAACCAAAGAAGCUGAAACAACGACGUCUCCAUCCCGACCUGAUGUCUUUGUCUCAACCCAGGAGCCUGGUAUUCCAGUUCCAACUACAACGCUUCAAGAAUCCACCACCGCCUUCCAAAAAAUUCCUACAAGUCCAGGAUCGACAACAGUUUCGACUUCUCCUCACACAGCGGCCGAAUCAACGAGUUCUUCAUUUGAGCGAUUAACAUCAAUGUCAGAAACAUCUAUAAGGACGUGCACUCCUCCGUAUGCAGAGAUAGUCGACGAAUGCACAAAGUACAUCUGUGUCAACAACCAGCUCAUCCUGUUCAAUAAAUCCCAGAGCUGCCCCUUCACAGCUGAGCCUCCAAACUGCGGCCUGCUUGGCUUUGCUAUUCUGGUCAAUGGAGACAAGUGCUGCCCGAAAUGGGAUUGCCCAUGUCGCUGCUCGAUGUUCCCCGAUCUCAAUGUGAUCACUUUUGAUGGGGACAGCUUUGCCGUUUUCAAAGCUGCCUCGUACAUCGUUGCCCAGCUUCCCAACGAGACCCUCAGUGUCCUGAUUCAGGAAUGUCCGGUGAACUCUGAGCGAGCGCUCAUCUGGAAUUUCACCAACUUGUGUCUGGUUUCACUCAACAUCACACACAAAUCGAUUCAGGUUGUCGUCGACAGACUGCAGAGGAGACUCUUCGUGAACUCGCGCUACGCCAAGCCUCGUUUUAAAAAGUACGGCUUUGAGAUCUACGACACAGGCAACAUGUACCUGAUCCGCAGCCCGGCCGGGCUCAAGGUGCAGUGGUACCACAGCACCGGCAUGAUGGUGAUCGACGCCGACGACGCAGGCAGCAAACUCCCCACCAUGGGCCUCUGUGGUUUCUGCGAUGGAGAUCUGACCAACGAUCUCACUCUGCCCAACGGCUCGGUUUUGGCCGUAAGCCAGGACCCGGUUCUGUUCAUCGACAGCUGGCAGGUUCCCAACACCACCAGCUACGUCAGCUACAGCCGUCGGCGUGAACACAACUGCUCCACCAGCGACUGCUCACGCUGCCUGGCCAUGCUGGAGGACAACGACUUCACGCCGUGCCACGCAUUUGUGCCGCCCAGCACGUUUUGUGAGGUUUGGGUGAGAGAUUCAGAGUAUGUGAACAACCACUGUGUGGCUCUGGCUGCUUAUGUGGCAACUUGCCAUAAAUUCAGUGUCUGCAUCAAGUGGAGGAGGCCGGAUUACUGCCCCUUCGUGUGUCCCGGCUCUCUGAGCUACCAGGCCUGUCUGCCGGCCUGCACGUCUCAGUCCUGUCCGAACCACGACUUUGACUCUGAUCCGGACCACUGCUCUGGCCUGACGGAGGGCUGCGUCUGCCCCGAGGGAACGCUGCUUCACCGGCCGUACUCGGCUCUCUGCGUCAGCCCUGAGAAGUGCUCCUGCACCGACAGCGGCGGCGUUCCUCGGUCGCCCGGCGAGGUGUGGAAGGCCUCGCAGGACGGCUGCUGCAUGUACCGCUGCGACAACGACACCAUCAUUCCCGUGGAGUACGACUGCUCCAGCGCGCCGGCGCCGGUUUGCCACCGAACCGGGGAGAUGAUCAUCAGCAUGUCUGACGACACGAGCUGCUGUCCUCACAAAGUCUGCGUUUGUAACCAGAGUCUGUGCGAUCGCUUCCCUCCUGAGUGUAAAUAUGGGGAAAAGCUGGUGUCGUACUACAGACCAGAGUCCUGCUGUCCGGACUACGUCUGUGAGUGCGAUCCUGAGCGUUGUGAGUCCGAGCUUCCCGCCUGCAGAGACGACCAGACGCUGGUCGCCACCAGAGCCGAAGGCAGCUGCUGUCUGGCCCACAUCUGCAUGUGCUCUUCCUGUGCGGAGAGGCCUCCUUCCUGCCGGGACGGCGACGUGCUGAGCGUCGACAGCAACAGCACGGAUCGAUGCUGCCCGUCCUACCAGUGCGUGUGUGAGCCCUACAGGUGUCCUCAGCUGAGCUGUCCUGUAGGGAUGUCAGUCGUGUCCGUUUCCAGUCCAAAUCUCUGCUGUCCCAACCAAACAUGCGUCUGCAGCUGCGAAAAGAUCGUCUCUCCUAAAUGUAGCCUGGGAGAAGCUGCACAGCUUGACCGGGCCUUCCUGUCCGACCCACAGAACCAGUGCUCCUGCAAGAGAUACAAGUGUGUGCGCGAAGCCGUGUGUGUGUUCGGCGAGCGCGGACUGCUGCGGCCGGGUCAGACGCUCGUCGAGCACGGAGACGACGGUUUGUGUUACAGUCGCCACUGCAGCCAGGUUCUGGACCCGGCGAGUGGAUUUUACCUGCUGCGGAUUUCCACGGUCAACUGCUCCGCCCACUGCCACCCGAAUCAGAUCUAUGUUCCUCCUAAAGACCAGUCAACCUGCUGCGGCGAAUGUAAAAACAUCUCCUGCAUCUAUCAACACGAGAACGGGACGGUAGGCCUCUAUAAGCCUGGAAGGUCCUGGGUGUCAAACUGCAAGAAGUUCGACUGCUCCGACACUUCAUUCGGACCGACCCUCAUCUCCUACUCUUACAGCUGCCCCCCCUUCAAUGAGACAGAGUGCAUGAAGAUCGGAGGAACCGUCGUUAGUUACAUGGACGGAUGCUGCAAGACGUGUAAAGAAGACGGGAAGUCAUGUCAGAAAGUGACAGUGAGGAUGACGAUCAGGAAGAACGACUGCCGCAGCAACCGGCCGGUGAACAUCGUGUCCUGCGACGGGAAGUGUCCCUCCGCCAGCAUCUACAACUACAACAUCAACACCUACGCUCGCUUCUGUAAGUGCUGCAGGGAGACGGGGCUGCAGCGGCGCUCUGUGCAGCUCUACUGCAGCAGCAACGCAACCUGGGUCAGCUACAGCAUCCAGGAGCCCACCGACUGCUCCUGCCAGUGGUCCUAGGCACAAACACUCACCUUCCGCAGCCCAGGCCUCACCUGGACCAGGCGUGUGAGGCCUAAAGGUGCUCAUGGAGAGGACAGCUUGGCGUUGGGACUGUGAAUAACACCACUGCAAGGUGCUGGGAGGAUGCGGAAGGCGGCUUCUCUUGACAGUUCUGUGCUGAUCUCAGUAAGUAUGUGUAGUACCUCUGCUGGCAGGGAGGUGGAGCUGUGGAGCAGAGAAGCAGAUGCAACCAGGACCCACGCAAUAAUAGCACUGAUGUAGUGACUAUUUGUCCAAAACUCAAAUUCAAACAUCAAAAAACUUAAGACUUAAAGGUGACCAAAAGAAAAGGUGAAUCCAACUCAAAUAGUCACCUGAUGCACCGAGAGUUUCUGGCUUACACCGUCCAAAAAGAUCCAACAAGUCAAAAAUUAUGUGCUUUGUUGCUUUAUUCCAUAUUCAGGCAAAAAAUCUGAUUCCUGCAUCUGUUCUCUGACUGAUUGACUGACAGGUAAAAACCACCUGACCAGCCAGGUGCAUAAUGAGCCACUAAAACCUGAAUAUUUACACCGUGAAACACAAAACUGUCCCAAACUGUAAUUAAUUAACUAGUUAAGUGAAUUACUAGCCAAAGACUUAUUACAAAAAUUAAACAAAAAUUCUAAUUAUAAAUCAACUUGAAUAUAAGCAAAUAAAAAUAAUCUAAGAUUUAACUGAAAAUAGAGAAAUAACUCCUAAAACUGGAUCAUUUCAUGGAAUUACAUUCAUUGUGACUACAGUUAAAACUUAUUAAAGUUUCUGUAGGCUUUCAAACAACCAAUUUUAUUGGUGUAACUAGAACACACAGAUAUUUAAAUAUCUGAUUAAUGUCCUGUUGGUUCCUGCUGCUUUGCUCUGUUCCCACCUGCCUGCCUUCACAUAGAGGACGUGCCAAUUAGAAACAUCGUUUUAAAGAGCAUCCUGCCAUCUCUGCCUCACUUAUAAUUUCAUAAGAACGAUGAGGAAAACAGCGUUUUUAUUCAGAGAACUCCUCCCAGCUCAGUUUUGACCAUCUUUCAUUUUUAAAUUUGACCCAAAACGUUGCGCGUUGUCUUCUGUAAAUAACUACAUUCAAGUGCUCUUGAAAUCUUUUGCAGUGCAUAAAUUAGAUUUGUCUCUCUCUCUCUUUUAGAAAGGCUGGCAUAAAAUGUAUAUUCUUUGAUGUGGAUUUUAUUUUCUGUAAUCAACAUUAACUGACUGAAAUCCAGCUGUUUGCGGAGCUCUUUAUUUAUUUAUUGGAGUUUGCUAAAACACAGAAGUUCUGUUCUGUAAGACGCAUUCGACCCAAAAAGGAGAAGAAACAGCAAGAUGUUUUUUAAAAAUGUUUGUGACCAACAGACUCCUGGUUAGUUUAAGUUAAAGAGGAUUUGUA